GUAGAAUUUUUUUUCCCCAUUUCUUUCUGGUUGGGGUUUUGGGGAGGUUUUUUCCAAGUUUCAGCCAUGGGAGGCGAACUCUCUUCAACCAGCACAGAACCUUCCACAAACCCUAACCACCCGGAGAAGUCCUCUCCGCCGCCUGCAAUUUCAACGGCUCCCGGCGAUUCGCACAACCCAAUUUCUUCCCCCGUCUCAGAUAAUCCCGCUGGCAUGCCGCCUUCCAAUCCAAACCCUACCGCUGAGCAACAAACUACGGCUGAAGAAUCAGAACAGUCGAAGCCGGCAGCAGAGAAGGAGGAGGGAGACGAGGAGGAGGAAGAAGGAGAAUGCGGGUUCUGUUUGUUCAUGAAAGGCGGCGGGUGCAAAGAUGCCUUCAUAGCUUGGGAGGAAUGCGUGAAGGAGGCGGAAACUGCGAAAGAGGAUUUAGUGGAGAAGUGCUCCGAGGUAACUAGGUUGUUGCAGGUGUGUCUGUACGCGAACCCAGAUUACUACGAGCCGAUCUUGAGGGCAGAGAAGAACGUUGAGGAGCAGGCGAGGAAGGAGAUCCGUGAGGAAGAGGAGCAGAGGAAGGCUGCUGCGUCGGCGGUUGAGAAGGAAGGAGACGCGGCCGCUUCGAGAUCUGAAGUCAUUGUGGUGGAGGAGGAGGCUUCUUCAACUACGCAAUGACCUAGCUCCGGUUAGAAUUGCCAUUGAUCUUUUCCCCCUUUGCUGCUGUAGUUGAGAAUUGAUUAGAACUUUGUGAGGUUUGUGCUCUAUAGAGAGAAAUUUACCUAUUGACUCUGAAAUCAGCUAGGAAAUUCAGCUAAUGGGUGUUUGUUAGCUCAAGUGUUUCUUCCUUUGUAGAAUAAAAGGAUGGUAAUGACCAAUAUACAUUGUCCCAUUUAUACACUCUCUCCCUCUCUUGCUUUGUUCUGAUGUUUUGUUCACAAUCCACAAUUUCGAGUUUGAAGCUCUGAGUUUGCCCAUGAAAUCCAGACUACUGUUCUUGAAAUUAAUAGGAGUAGGACUA
Messenger RNA from Linum trigynum, 1012 nucleotides. NCBI's taxonomy places the organism in Eukaryota, Viridiplantae, Streptophyta, Magnoliopsida, Malpighiales, Linaceae. The record is from the annotation of a GenBank genome assembly.